Molecule: messenger RNA, 2832 nt
Organism: Zychaea mexicana
Lineage: Eukaryota; Fungi; Mucoromycota; Mucoromycetes; Mucorales; Lichtheimiaceae
Exons: 2
Coding region: 260-2530 (756 amino acids)
Source: RefSeq, a predicted model, not a curated record
UGUCAAACUACAAAGUGCUGCGACAACAGCAUGUCUCGCAGCAGCAAUAGCAGCGGCAUGAAAAGAGCAUAUGAUACAAAAUGGACACAUCAACGCAAAAGGCAAGAUCCAACCGCAGUACGGAGCCGCAGUAUUUUUUAUUUCUAAAGCCCGCGCGUGGAUUCUUGUAUGCACAGUUAAAUAGCCUGCAGAAAUCACUUUACUUCUUAAACGUUCUUCUCCCUUUUCACUGCGGAAAAACACUGUCACUGGUACCGUCAUGUCUUUCCUCACGUUCAACUCUUCUUUGCCGUACUUUGCUUCGCUGCACGAUGCUUCAGCCCUCGAGGCCGAUAUUGCUGGCCUGUCCGAACCCUUGUCGCUUGAAGGUCUCAAGAUCGCGUCGCCGUCUGAAAAGAGCGAAAACGAGAACAAGUUCAUGAACGCCUUGCAGCGCACUGGCAACGUACAACGCACUGUCAACGGUGCUGUGGCGCUCAAGUCAACCGAAGACGACUGCUUGGAUCUGUACUAUCAGCUUGGUGUAUCGCUUGAUACGGAUCUCAUCCGUUCGUUGCUCGAAAAGGCGUGGCGUCAAGACCCCGAAGUGGCCCUGCACAUCAUAUGGCAUACGCGCUCCAUCCACCGCGGCAAGAGUGCCAACGACAAGUUCUACACGGCCUUUGGUUGGCUCUUGCAGAACCAUCCUCAGACGGCUAUUCGUAACCUGCACUUGUUGACAGCCGACGUUAUUCCUGUGAACCAGAAGAGCAAGAAAAAGGAAUCCAGUGACUGGGACAUGGCCGACGUUGACCAGGACAAGCAGACUCGAUUCAAGUGUCAUGGCUAUUGGAAGGAUCUCAUCAACAUUUGCCAGAUCUACACCUGCAAUGAGCUUGGCGGACCCAAGCACACAGGUGACAACAAGGGAAAGUUUAAGGCGCUCAACUGCCCUCGGCAAGAGCGACGUCCCUGGAACGGCUAUGAAGACCACCGACACUUGUCAAAGCAGUUUUAUGACAAGAAGAAGCAAAAGGAGCAGCAUGAGAAGCAUCAGGCCAACAAGAAACAACAGCGGGAGGAACGCCAUGCCCGUAUCACCAGAUUGUUGAAUGACGAUCCCUGCUAUCGUGCCCUCCAUUUCUCGGUCGCCCGCUUAUUCGCCUCCCAGUUGCAAGCUGACCUUCGACAACUCGAAGCAAAUCGCAAGGCUGACAAAAAGUCAAAGUACGCACUUGCGGAAGGCAUCAGUUUGGCUGCCAAAUGGGCUCCCACGCUCGGCCACUCGCAUGACAAGAACACUCUGAUGGCCACGUCCAUCGCCGAGUUGCUGUUUCCGCCGACAGCUUUCCAGGAAAAGGACGAGACCCGCGAACACUACCUCAACAAGGUCCGGGAGAUGUACCGCAAGUCAUACACUUCGCCCCUUCGUCAAGCGCUGGACGUGACGGAACGCAAGAUGGCGUCCGGUCAGUGGACCAAGAUUGACUUUUCGCACGUGCCGUCCAAGUGCAUGCAGACCAACAGUGCCCUCUUCUACAAGCAUGCCAAGGACGAGUUUGUCAACUUUCUGAAGGACGUUGCGCUGGGUAAAAAGUCGGUGAGUGGUGCCACACUGCAGCCACAUGAACUGGUUAUCCGUGUCAGCAAGACAUUGCAGAACGUGUAUACCAAUGAGAAAGACAAACUGGCAAAGACGUUGAGCCCGGAAGCCUUGCAGGAAGUGUAUGCCAUGGAUGCCGAGCUGGCCAAUGCUCAGUGGAAGACCUUGGUUGAAUCCAUCAAGCAGGAUGCUGGUCCGAACAACGAAACGCUUGGGAGUUCGAUUGCCGUCUGCGACAUGUCCGGAUCCAUGUAUUCCCCCUAUGGUGGAACCCCAGUGCCUGUCUGGCCCGCCGUUGGUUUGUCCUUGGUUCUUGCCGAGCUCGCUGCGCCGCCCUUCAAUGGAUCUGUGAUUACGUUUGCUGACAAUCCUGUGGUGGUGAACAUCGACGUGGGUGGCAAGCUGAGCGACAAUGUGAAAAAGGCGUUUGCUGCACCGGUGGGCUACUCGACCGACUUUUUAGCCGUGUUCCUCGACUUGUUGUUGCCUAUUGCCAAGAAGCACAACCUCAAGCAAGAAGACAUGGUCAAGCGUCUGUUUGUGUUUUCGGAUAUGGAGUUCAACGUAGGCUUUGGCAUUGACAAGUGGGAGACUAUUUACGAGCAGAUCAAGCGGGAGUACGAACAGGCUGGAUACAAGAUGCCACAGUUGGUGUGGUGGAACUUGGCCCAGGAGCGUCCGACCGAUGAGUAUAUGGAUCCGGAGGCCCCUAUCCCGGUCACCAAGGAUACUCCAGGCUGUGCCAUGAUUGGUGGUUUCUCGGCUUCCUUGAUGAAGAGCUUCUUUGAAGGCAGUGUGGCGGGUGAAGACGAUGAUACGGUGUUGGUCGACGAGCAUGGUGAAGCUAAGGACAGCGAAAAAAAGGAGCGAGAUGAAGAGACUCCAACGACAGAGAUGGUCAAGACGCUUUAUCAUGAGAGCUUUGACAAAUUGGUUGUACAUGAUUAAACGCCUUUACCCCUCUAAUGUACAUAAUAUCAUAGCAUUUCAUACCUUCCUUUAUCCAUUUCAUAUAGCAUAUCCUACAAAACUUACCAAUCAGUUGCACAUACAUCCAUAAAGAAAAGUAGCAAAAGCACCUCCCCAUCGCGCUAUCUUCCUCAUUAAAAAAGAAUGAAAAAAAAAAUCUUAUCGCUUCAAGUAGUACAUAUAUCGAGACUUUGUGAUGAUUUUAUCAAUAAAAGAAAUGUGUCUUGAACUUGAUUAAGUGCCACAUAUUAGUUAACCAAUAUUAUAAAAGUGAACAUUCU